AUGAUAUCAUCAGAAAAUAAAACUGUCAAAUUAUUAUCAUCAUCAUCAUCAUCAUCAUCAAAGAACUAUAAUUUAUCACGUAUUAAAAACAAUCGUCGAAAACAACAAUCAAUUAUGCUCUGUUCACCAACUGUUACAAUUACUUGUCAAAAAUUACUUUAUCCUGAAUCACGGCAAGAAAUAAUAUUACCUGAUUUAAUUCUUGAUAUAGUUAAUGAACAAAAACGUCAAUCGUCAAUACAAAAUGUAGCGGAAAUGUUAAGAAAAGUGGGAGAUGAAUUAGAUGAUAGAUUAAAUAAGACAUCUUCAUCAUCAUCAUCGUCAUCAUUUUCCAUACAAAUAGUUCAAUAUGAAAGUUUAAUUUUACAAUAUGUGAUACCGUUUACUCGAUUUCUUCGAUUGUUUCUAUAA
Didymodactylos carnosus is the source of this 411-nucleotide messenger RNA. The record is from the annotation of a GenBank genome assembly. NCBI's taxonomy places the organism in Eukaryota, Metazoa, Rotifera, Eurotatoria, Philodinida, Philodinidae.